GUGCCGGCACCACGCACCAGGCCUACAGUGCGCCUCGGCAGUCCAGAGCGUCCGGCGACAGUACCCAAUCCAGAGUGUCCGGCGACAGUAGCCAGUCCAGAGCGUCUGGCGACAGUCCCCAUUCCAGAGCGUCCGGCGACAGUACCCAGUCCAGAGCUUCCGGCGACAGUUCACAGACCGGAACCUUCAUUAACGGGCCACAGUCCAGAGCCUCCAACAACGGGCCACAGUCCGGGGUCUCCAACGACGGUCUCCAGCGACGGUCCCCCGUCCGGGGUCUCCAGCGACAGGUCCCAGUCCGGGGUCUCCAGCGACGGUCCCCAGCGACGGUCCCCAAUACGCCUGAAUACGUCAGAUCUGUUCAGGUGGGAGUCUCCACCCAUCCAUGGAAUGGCAAAUGGAAUGUUUUUGAUAUCAUUCCACUAAUUGCCACUCCAGCCUUUACCACAAGCCCGUCCUCCCCAAUUAAAGUGCCCGAACCUCCUGUGCUGUAUAUGCUUCUGUGUAUGGUGUGUUUUAAUUGAUUCUUUGGAACCCAAGACGCCCUGGAAAACAGUGGCAAUUGUUACUGAGUGGACUAUCCUGGCUAAAUAAAUACAAAUUAAGAAAAUAUCAGUGUACCCUGCCUGUUCCCUGGAGGCCAAAGAUGUUAAUGUUGAUUAAGGCAGCCCGCUGCACCUCUCUGAUUCAGAGGGAUUGGGUUAAAUGCGGAAGACACAUUUCAGUUAAAGCCAUUCAGUUGUACAACGGACAAGGUAUCUCCCUUUCAAGCACUAUAGAAAAAGUACUUAUGUUACCCAACUUUGUUCCUGGUUAUAAUAAACUGUGUGCUUUUCAUGUCAUUUUUCAACUAAAUAAUUGUAUUGUAGACUAUGCUAAACAUAAAAACAAUUUAAAAAUCCUGUGUGUGUUCGUGUGAGAGACUUGCCAGUUGCUCCUCCAAAGCUGUAGGUGGCGAUAAUGCUCUGAAAUGUCGCGUCAUUGCCCCACCGCCAACUGGACUGCGAGUUCAAUCAAUGACGUGGAAUUUUCAUUGUAACAACUAACGCCACACAAAUGAUAUUUGUCAGCGAUUUAAUCGCACUGUACGAAUAUUUUGUAGAGAUUCGUGUAGUAUUUAUUAGUAGGAAUAGAAGGUCUGAGACGCUUGAAGACGGUUGUGAUAUCGCAGUGAAACAUUCAAAACUCAGGAUGAGUAAAAACAAGGUGUUGAAUCUGAAGGACAAAAUCGAUGGCAACGAGAUGGAUCUGAGUCUCUGUAACCUCACUGAAGUUCCUGUUAAAGAACUAGCUGCCUUCCCUAAAGUCACAGUCCUGGACCUGUCCUGCAACAAUAUCACCUCCCUGCCUCUGGAGUUCUGCAGCCUGAGUCACUUGGUCAAGGUGGACCUUAGUAAGAACCUCAUGACCGUUCUACCUGAUGAUCUGGGUCGCCUUGGCAACCUGCAACACCUGGACCUGUACAACAACAAGCUGACCAUUCUGCCUGUCAGCUUCUCCCAGCUCAAGAACCUGAAGUGGCUGGAUCUAAAGGACAACCCUCUGGAAAUCAACCUGGCGAAAGCUGCAGGAGACUGUCUGGAUGAGAAACAGUGUAAACAAUGUGCUGCCAGGGUUCUCCAGCACAUGAGGAUCCUUCAGGACGAGGUGGACAAAGAGAGGGAGCGGCGCUUCCUAAAGGACAAAGAACUGGAGAAGAAGAAAGAGAUGAAGCAGAGAGAGAGGGAGGCGAAAGAGAAGGAGGCGCGUAAACGAGACAAGGCAGAGGAGAAGGAGAGGAAGAGGAAGGAGUACAACGCUCACAUGGCUGCUUUGGCCAUCCAGGAACAGAAGAAUAAGAGAAAAGAGGAGAAGAAAAAGAGGAAUGGACAGAUAGCAGCAGAUAAGAAAGCAGCUGAAUCCGCCCCCAAAGCCCAAAGACGCUCUCUUAUUGGCUUGCUGUUCAAGCUCCUCCUGCUGGGAUUUGCUGGCGUCGUGGGGGUGUGUCAACUAACGGGGCUAAAGGAGGAGGCAGUCUGUGUGCCAAUCAAUGUUGCUGUGGAUGACGGCCUCUCCUGGGUCCGGGAACAGGAAGUAGAUGUAAGAGUCAGAAAGCUGGUGGAGGAAGUGGAUAUCAGAGCCAGAGAGCUGCUGCAGAAACUGUCCUCUCUGGUGCCACAACUCCUGGAGCCGCUCGGAGUCGUACCCACGGCAACGGAACCCGUGGAAACGGUAGAAAACUGAGGAUGAACUGACGAGAAUGAAAAAUGGACGAUCAGCUUAAAUUCCUAUGGAAUUGUCCUGUCGUUGCUCCUGGUUUCCCCUCUUUGUAUGCGCUCUGUUUUUAACAAGUGGCUGUCUGCAUCAAAAUUCACUUACACCCUAGUUCCCUACAGUAUGUGACUCUAGUCCAAAAUAGUGCACUAUUAAAAAGGAAUAGGGUGUGAUUGGAGACUUGCCCUGUGACACAUGCAUACUCCCAAGUCAACUCCCAGCCACUGUAGAUCUGGAUAGGUGUACUGGCAUUCAAUAUGAUGGAAAUUCACUUGCCUAAUAGAGGGCAAGAUGAAGCAACUAUAUACUAAUACCUGUCCUAUUCCUUUCAAGUCUACACUGGUGCACAGGGUGUAAAAGGUGGGGGUUGAUUUGGGAUUGGGCAAUAGUGACAGGCCCCGCCUGUGCAUCUUAGAUCUGGGGUAAAUUGGCUACACUCUUUUGUAAUGCAUCAUAUCUGCUCAAGGACUGUCAACAUUAAUAAAUGGCUAUAAGCUUUA
This is a messenger RNA of Oncorhynchus kisutch (coho salmon), 2753 nucleotides long. It is a transcript of the gene lrrc59, whose product is annotated as leucine rich repeat containing 59. NCBI's taxonomy places the organism in Eukaryota, Metazoa, Chordata, Actinopteri, Salmoniformes, Salmonidae. Gene Ontology annotation, molecular function: protein binding. The coding region runs from base 1057 to 2223 and encodes 388 amino acids. The record is from RefSeq and is a predicted model, not a curated record. The transcript has 8 exons. Gene Ontology annotation, cellular component: cytoplasm.